UUAUUUAUAUAGAUUAUGUGUGGUGAUACUGUAUCAUUCACUUGUCACUAUUUAUUUUUUAAUUUUCAGCUGAUACAUCUGGAAGUGAAGCCGGCAAUCAAGAAGCAGAUAAUCCGUGAGUUGAAGGUUCUUCAUGAAUGCAACUUUGCACACAUCGUCGGAUUCUAUGGAGCAUUUUACAGCGAUGGUGAGAUCAGUAUCUGCAUGGAAUAUAUGGACGGAGGAUCGCUCGAUUUGAUUUUGAAAAAAGCUGGAAAAAUCCCGGAAUCCAUACUGGGCACUAUUACACUGGCGGUGUUGAAAGGCCUGAACUACUUGCGCGAGAAGCAUGCCAUCAUGCACCGUGACGUCAAGCCGAGCAACAUUCUUGUGAACAGUGGUGGGGAGAUCAAGAUUUGCGACUUUGGCGUUUCGGGCCAACUCAUCGACUCUAUGGCCAACUCGUUCGUCGGCACCAGAUCGUACAUGUCUCCCGAACGCUUACAGGGUACUCACUAUUCGGUGCAGAGCGACAUCUGGUCGCUUGGUCUGUCUCUGGUAGAGAUGGCGAUUGGCAUGUACCCAAUCCCUCCUCCCGACGCCAUUACCCUGGCCGCCAUCUUUGCUCCGGAAGGGGGUGCCGCCCCACCUCCCUCUGCACCAGCUCCAGCCAACGACGACAGCCAAGCCUCGUCGAAUGGACCCCGGCCGAUGGCAAUCUUUGAAUUGCUCGACUACAUUGUGAACGAACCGCCACCCAAGCUGCCAGCUGGCGUUUUCUCCGAUGAAUUCAAGGACUUUGUCGACCAUUGCUUGAAGAAGAACCCCAGUGAACGAGCUGAUCUCAAAAUGUUAUUGAACCAUGCAUGGAUGAAGCGUGCUGAGACCGAAGAGGUGGACAUUGCCGGCUGGGUGUGCCGCACAAUGGGUCUCACCCCCACCACACCCACCCGGCAGCAGGCUGCCGCCCCUCCACCCUCAUGAAGACUCACCCCGCUUCAGCAGCUGAUCUUCUUCAUUGACAACACUGCUAAUCUCUGGUCCGACCCGGAGGACCAUCACUAGACCAUCACCACCGUACACUACAUGCCAACAAGUUCUUCAUCCAAGUUCUGGACAUCUAUGGAAUCGUAUCCGAUAUAUGUUACAUAUUACUCAAUAUAAUAUACGCAGUAUUGUAGAUUAAAUGCAAUGAAGAUGAAAUGAAGCUCUAUAAAUAUGGUUAUCUGCGACCUGAAUGACUAAAAAUUGAGAAGAUAAAGAUGCUGAAGAGAAAAAUUGAGAGAGAGAGAUAAUUGAUAAUUGCACAAUUACUGGCCAAAGCUGUAGGAGCAUCUGUCGAUGCUGAAGAGAGAAAUUGGGAGAGAGUGAGAGAGAUUGAUUGAUAAUUGCAUAAUUAUUGGCCAAAGCUGUAGGAGCAUCUGUCGAUGCUGGAGAGAGAAAUUGGGAGAGAGUGAGAGAGAUAAUUGAUAAUUGCACAAUUAUUGGCCAAAGCUGUAGGAGCAUCUGUCGAUGCUGAAGAGAGAAAUUGGGAGAGAGAGAGAGAGAGAGAUAUGCUGAAGAUAGAAAUUGAGUAAGUGAGAGAGAGAUAAUUGAUAAUUGCAUAAUUAUUGGCCAAAGCUAUUGAGGAGCAUCUAUCGAUGCCUAACUUUUUAAGGUGAGUUUUCACAUAUCAGUAUUAAGUGUCAGUGAAAAUAUCACUUCAGUGUCAGUCACAGGUUCAGUGAAAAUGUUAUUACCUAAUAGGACUAUUCCCUCUUAUCCCUGGUAUGAAAUGUCCCAUUAACACUUAUGGUAAUAAUAUUUUAAAAAUUAUUAUUAAACGAAAAUCCAAUCUAAAUGCUGUAAUUCACCCCGAAGACUUCUGCUACUGCAAAUAUUGACAACAGGGUAAACAGCUAGAUU
Molecule: messenger RNA, 1884 nt
Organism: Nilaparvata lugens (brown planthopper)
Lineage: Eukaryota; Metazoa; Arthropoda; Insecta; Hemiptera; Delphacidae
Product: dual specificity mitogen-activated protein kinase kinase dSOR1-like
Biological process (GO): protein phosphorylation
Molecular function (GO): ATP binding; protein kinase activity
Source: RefSeq, a predicted model, not a curated record